AUGUUGUGUUCACGCUUAUUAGGUGUAAUAUUAUUUAUUACGGGGUCGUAUGCCCUGUAUGAUUCGUCUUCAGAUGUAGUAGAGCUUUCUCCGAGUAAUUUCGAAAGAUUAGUUACAAAUUCAGAUGAAGUAUGGAUCGUAGAAUUCUUCGCACCAUGGUGCGGACACUGUAAAAACCUCGUCCCAGAAUAUAAGAAGGCUGCUCGAGCACUUAAGGGUAUAGCAAAGGUAGGAGCCGUCGAUGCCGACCAGUAUAAAGAUUUUUCUCAAAAGUAUGGAGUCACAGGUUUCCCAACUAUCAAGAUUUUCACAGGAAGCAAGCAUACUCCUUAUCAGGGACAACGAACUGCUGAAGCGUUUGUUGAUGCUGCUAUUAAGUCUGCUAAGGAAAAGGCAUAUGACAGUCUCGGAAAGAAAUCCAGCGGAUCCUCAGAUAAGUCUGACGUCAUUACACUCACGGACAGCAACUUCAAGGAGCUCGUACUGGACAGUGAGGACAUGUGGUUGGUCGAGUUUUAUGCCCCGUGGUGUGGACACUGCAAGAAUCUCGAGCCACACUGGGCCAAGGCUGCCACGGAACUUAAGGGCAAGGUCAAAGUCGGUGCACUAGAUGCUACAGUUCACACAGCAAUGGCGUCCCGUUACCAAGUACAGGGUUACCCAACAAUCAAACUUUUCAACUCUGGCAAGAAAACGAGUGACUCAGUUGAAGACUACAACGGAGGCAGGACUUCCAGUGACAUUGUUAGCUGGGCCAUGGAAAAAUUAGCUGAAAAUGUACCAGCACCAGAAAUCAUUCAGGUUGUAAAUGAAGAAACAAUGAAAGCGUGCAGUGAAAAGCCUCUAUGUGUGGUGUCCAUCUUACCUCACAUCCUGGACUGCGACGCUGCUUGCAGAAAUGGCUACAUUUCAGUAUUAGCUCGUUUGGGAGACAAGUAUAAGGCCAAGAUGUGGGGAUGGGUGUGGGCAGAAGCUGGUGCACAAACAUCGUUAGAAGAGGCUCUUGAGCUCGGAGGUUUCGGCUACCCAGCAAUGGCUGUUGUCAAUGCUAAGAAACUCAAGUUCUCUACAUUGAGAGGUUCUUUCUCUGAGACUGGCAUCAAUGAAUUCCUUAGGGACUUGUCCUUCGGUCGUGGUCAGACAGCACCAGUCAAAGGAGCCGAGAUGCCAAAGAUAAUUACAACAGAACCUUGGGACGGCAAAGACGGAGAGUUACCCCCAGAGGAAGACAUUGACCUCUCAGACGUAGACCUUGAGAAAGAUGAACUAUAAGUGACUUGUGAAGUGAACUGAGUGUUUUCAAGUGUGUUAACUAUAAAACUAUUUAGUUUUAUAGACUUAUCCUAAGUUACAAAUCAAAUUUAUCGUAUGAGUUGUUUUGUGGGUCUACUUUAUAUUUUAUUUAAAUUUGUAUGCGUAAUAGACUAUUAAAUAUACAUAGAUUUCAGUUAUAUUGUAUUCCAGUUUUGUUUUAAACUUUUAUAAUAGUUUACAUAUUUGACAUAUCUUAGAAUCUAUCAUCACAUCUCAUUUCUGUUUUCUGUGGAAGCCUUUUCAUAGUUUAUAGAAUAUUUAGAAUUCAUUAUAUAUAAGAUAUUUUUGUGCAUUUUUUUACUAAUUUAUUAAGACUGUUGUAACUGGUAUUAAGAUUUAUAAUCAGAUUUUGUAUGGUUAGUUUGAUGUAAUGAUUAGGUCAAGCAUGAUUGCUUGCAUAAUGUCUGGUACUGAAAUUGCAGUUUUUAAUACAUCUAACAUUUUUAUAACUUUGCUAUUAAACUAUAAAUGAUGAAUGUAGUUAUAUCUUCCAUAUUAUUACAUUUUUAAUAUAUAAUGCGGUCAGAAGAUUUUAAGAAAAUAAAUGCUAAUUAUAAUAUA
Melitaea cinxia (Glanville fritillary) is the source of this 1875-nucleotide messenger RNA. RefSeq names its product protein disulfide-isomerase A6 homolog (gene CaBP1). Gene Ontology annotation, biological process: response to endoplasmic reticulum stress. The coding region runs from base 1 to 1272 and encodes 423 amino acids. Gene Ontology annotation, molecular function: protein disulfide isomerase activity; protein-disulfide reductase activity. The record is from RefSeq and is a predicted model, not a curated record. The transcript has 8 exons. Lineage: Eukaryota; Metazoa; Arthropoda; Insecta; Lepidoptera; Nymphalidae. Gene Ontology annotation, cellular component: endoplasmic reticulum lumen.